AUGGGGGAGGGCAGAGCAGGAGACGGCCUCAUCAAGCUGUUCGGGAAGACCAUCCCCGUGCCGGAGACGGCCGCCGUGGGCGACGCUGCCAAGGACAUCCAACAAAGCGGCAGCAGCGGCACCACUGAUCCGAAGGGGCAAGAGAACACCCUUCAGGACUCCACAGGCUCGCCUCCGCAGCAGGAGGUUGCGGACACUGAAGACUCGUCGGCUGCCAAGACCUCCUCGGCAGACAAACAGCAGGGCGAGGCGGCCAACCAGAUGGAGAAGCUCAAGAAGCCUGACAAGAUCCUGCCGUGCCCCCGGUGCAACAGCAUGGACACCAAGUUCUGCUACUAUAACAACUACAACAUCAAGCAGCCACGCCACUUCUGCAAGAACUGCCAAAGGUACUGGACUGCUGGCGGUGCCAUGCGCAACGUGCCUGUGGGUGCAGGCCGGCGCAAGAGCAAGAGCGCGUCAGCCGCUUCCCACUUCCUUCAGAGGGUCAGGGCCGCUCUGCCCAUCGAUCCCCUCUGCACGGCAGCCAAGACGAAUGGCACGGUGCUCAGCUUCGGCUCUGACAUGUCCAGUUUAGACCUCACAGAACAGAUGAAGCACCUGAAGGAGAAGCUCAUCCCAAUAGCGGGGAUCAAGAACGGCGAUGAACGUUCAGUUGGCUCUUGCACUGAAGGACCUGCGAAGGCAGAAGACUCAAACCAAAAGGAGAAUGUUACAGCAGAGAAAUCUGCAAAAAUUGUUCAGCAUCCAUGCAUGAACGGGGUGGCCAUGUGGCCAUUUAGCUGUGCACCACCACCUGCCUGUUACACCACCCCAGGCAGCAUAGCAAUUCCGUUCUACCCGGCAGCUGCUGCCUACUGGGGUUGCAUGGUUCCAGGAGCUUGGAAUGCCCCAUGGCCGCCUCACUCCCCGUCCGAGAUGGGUUCGACCCUUAGCACUACUUCUCCAGCAUCCACGAAGUCCAAUUGCUUCACACCAGGAAAGCGCCCUAGAGACUGCAACGAGGAAGGAGAUACCAAAGGAAAUGGCAAGGUGUGGGUGCCAAAGACGAUCCGAAUCGAUGACGUGGAUGAGGUGGCCAGGAGUUCUAUCUUGUCUCUAAUCGGGAUCAAUGGCGACAAGGCUGGCAAAGAUGACAGAGGGUGCAAGUUUGCAAGGGUUUUUGAGCAGAAAGAAGAGGCAAGGACGGCAACUCACUCAGUCAUCAACGGCUUGCCGUUCUUGCAGGGGAAUCCAGCUGCGCUCUCACGGUCAUUGACCUUCCAGGAGGGAUCUUGA
This is a messenger RNA of Miscanthus lutarioriparius, 1278 nucleotides long. The record is from the annotation of a GenBank genome assembly. NCBI's taxonomy places the organism in Eukaryota, Viridiplantae, Streptophyta, Magnoliopsida, Poales, Poaceae.